This is a messenger RNA of Octopus bimaculoides (California two-spot octopus), 1118 nucleotides long. Its product is annotated as cyclin-dependent kinase-like 4. Gene Ontology annotation, cellular component: nucleus. NCBI's taxonomy places the organism in Eukaryota, Metazoa, Mollusca, Cephalopoda, Octopoda, Octopodidae. The record is from RefSeq and is a predicted model, not a curated record. Gene Ontology annotation, biological process: protein phosphorylation. Gene Ontology annotation, molecular function: protein serine/threonine kinase activity; ATP binding.
CACACACACACACACACACACACACACGCAAACACACACACUCACACUCACACACACACACAUACACACACAUACACAGUGAUUUAUUUUUUCACAAAGAUACAAAUAUAUAACACAUCCUCACAUAUACACGCAGGACACGCAUACACACACACAUACACACUAGUCAGUGGCUACAUUUUUACCUAUAUAUACAUACAUACACACAAACACACACAUAUACAUUCAUACAUGAUACAAAUUUAUGAGUCAAGUUACGGAAAAAUAAUGAUAGAUCCAUAAUGAAACGGGAAGAAAAGACCUGUGGGUCCUUUUCACUUCCCAAUGAAAAAAUAAAGCCUAAAGUUACAACAUACAAACAUAUACAAAUAUAUAUAUAUAUACACCUACAUAUAUAUAUAUAUAUGUGAAAAAAUAAUAAAUCAGAAACUAUGGAUAAAUACGAUAAGAUAGCUAAAAUUGGAGAAGGCUCAUAUGGAGUUGUGUAUAAAUGUCGUAAUAAAGAUACGGGGCAGUUGGUGGCCAUCAAAAAGUUUGUCGAAUCCGAGGAUGAUUAUUUGAUAAAGAAAAUUGCUAUGCGAGAAAUACGAAUGUUAAAGCAACUGAAGCACCAAAAUUUAGUCAACCUUAUUGAAGUUUUCCGAAGGAAGAAACGUCUGCAUUUAGUAUUUGAAUAUGUUGAUCACACAGUGCUGAAUGAGUUGGAGAAAAAUCCCCAUGGAGUAGCUGAAAACCAAGUGAAGAAAAUCAUUUACCAAACAUUAAAAGCUGUAAAUUUCUGUCAUCAACAUAAGUGCAUCCACCGAGAUGUGAAACCAGAAAAUAUAUUGGUCAACAAACAAGGACAUGUGAAACUGUGUGACUUUGGAUUUGCCAGAGUUCUUAGUCCUGGAGAUGAAUAUACUGACUAUGUAGCAACCCGAUGGUACCGUGGACCAGAACUUUUGGUUGGUGACACACAAUAUGGACCUCCAGUCGAUGUUUGGGCCAUUGGUUGUGUUUUUGCUGAACUUCUGACUGGACAAGCUCUUUGGCCAGGAUUUUCAGAUGUUGACCAGUUGUACCUGAUUAAGAAAACUUUAGGUAAUCCUCACGUUUCUCUCCCUCGUGUUGUUUAG